Rhodotorula toruloides NP11 is the source of this 198-nucleotide messenger RNA. RefSeq names its product NADH:ubiquinone oxidoreductase, B12 subunit. Gene Ontology annotation, biological process: mitochondrial respiratory chain complex I assembly; electron transport chain. Gene Ontology annotation, cellular component: mitochondrion. Bases 1 to 198 code for a protein of 65 amino acids. Lineage: Eukaryota; Fungi; Basidiomycota; Microbotryomycetes; Sporidiobolales; Sporidiobolaceae. The record is from RefSeq and is a predicted model, not a curated record. The transcript is spliced from 5 exons.
AUGCCCGACCAGCCCUUGUACCGAGACCCCUGGGCGAAGCGCGAGGCGUGGCGGAAGCACCCCAUCUUUUCCACACGAGCAAGGUUCCGCAACAUCUUCCCCGGAUUCGGUAUCGCCGUUGUCGCGUUCGCAGCAUACGUCGCCUACGACGAAACGGUCGGCGCAGCAAAGAAAGGACACGGCACCGAGCACCACUGA